Molecule: messenger RNA, 1129 nt
Organism: Neolamprologus brichardi
Lineage: Eukaryota; Metazoa; Chordata; Actinopteri; Cichliformes; Cichlidae
Source: RefSeq, a predicted model, not a curated record
UGAAGACCUGCUGAAAACUGGAGACCUCAGUCUGACCCUGAAACACCCCACAGAGAGAGACAGUGGAGAAUACAGAUGUGAUGUCUACAAAUUGCAGUUUUUUGGGAAUAUCCAUGCCUAUCGCAUCCUGCUAAGGAAGAAAACAGUAGUCUUGUUAGGUUGCAGAUCAUUUUGGCAAUCUUUUCCCGUGCAUUCAGCGCAUCGACAAAGUGCGUCUAGGCUAGCCACUGCCCUCUGCCCCAGACAGCAUGUUCUGUACAACAGAGUCGUGCUUUGUCCUCGCCUGAACGGCCAUGGUGCUGUUACGCAAUACUACAGCUCCGACUCAAAGGAUGAGCUGCACGUUAGAUACCUGGACGGAGAAGACAGCGGUAUUGUCGUCGUUGGAAUAAAUCGACCAAAAGCCAAAAAUGCCAUAAACAAAAAUCUUGUGAAAAUGAUGUUUGAAGCUGUGGAGGACAUCAAGAAGAAUAAAAAUGUGCGCAGUGUAAUUUUAUGUAGUUUGGUUCCUGGUAUAUUUUGUGCAGGUGCAGAUCUGAAGGAGAGGGCCAAGAUGCACCAGAGCGAAGUGGGACCAUUUGUAUCCAAAGUAAGAGCCCUCAUUACAGAGCUAGGAAACCUGCCAGUACCAACAAUUGCUGCAAUUGAUGGUGCUGCCUUAGGAGGAGGCUUGGAAAUGGCCCUUGCUUGUGACAUCAGAAUUUCCUCUAAUACUGCCAAAAUGGGACUAGUUGAGACUAAACUUGCAAUUAUUCCUGGAGCAGGUGGUACACAACGUCUCCCUAGGGUGAUUGGCGUCUCUCUUGCCAAGGAGCUCAUCUUUGCUGCACGAGUGGUUGAUGGAACACAGGCGCAACAAAUGGGUCUUGUCAGUCAUUCUGUGGAGCAGAAUAACAGUGGAGAUGCUGCCUACUUGAGGGCUCUGGAGCUUGCCCGGGAGAUUAACCCCCAGGGCCCAAUUGCAAUAAGGAUGGCAAAGUUGGCAAUUAACCAGGGGAUAGAGGUGGAUUUAUCUACAGGUCUGGCAAUAGAAGAGGCUUGUUAUUCCCAGGUGAUACCAACCAAAGACCGUUUGGAAGGCUUGUCUGCUUUCAAGGAGAAGAGGCAGCCUCAGUACAAAGGGGAAUGA